UGGACUAAAAAUCAACUGAUCAUUUUUUUUAGGCAAAUCAAUUGAUCAAUAUUUUUUUUAAACCAGCAAAUAAAUAUAUAUUACUCAAUCAAAUCCUGCCUAAUAACAUCUUCCAACAAAAAUGGAUAUCUAUCAGUCCAGCAAAAGGAUUGAGGUUCACGAGCAGCAAAAUGAGCAACACUAUACAUAUGAGACACCCCAACAAGCAUGUUAUCUCUCACGGCUCUAAGAAUGUCACCAAUAUCAUCCGGAAGAAACCAUCAUCAUCCUCAGGCCUAGCCAUAGUUCUCGCAGCAACAAAAGAAUCCGUGAAAACCUCAAUUGGCUUCAACUCCUUCUCCACACAUAACACAAUACCGUGGAUCACCGCCAUAAUCUCCGCCAUAAGGAUAUUUGCGUUGGCUUAGUUUGCAUCGCCUUUGCCACCACCAAGCGCCCAACAGCAUCGCGCACCACUAUUCCAACACCAAACCUCAUUUUCUCCUGAUUAAACGCCGCAUUCACAUCCACUCGCAACCUCCCGCUUGGUGGUCUCAUCCACCUCCGCGCACCACACUUCAUACCCAACGGCACAUUCAACGUAAUUGUGUCUCGAGCCGAAUCACGCAUCACGCAUAAAGCUUUGCUCGUCUCUUCAGAGGGCCGCAUGACACCUGCCGUCCCCUCAUGAACAAUCUUGCAUAAAUAUGUCCAUACCUGCCACACAAGAACCAACCAAAUAUUUGGAACUGUUUAAGGAUAAUCAAUCAUGUCAAUCAAAAAUGUAAAAACAUCAAAUAAACAAGUUGUGAUUAAACCAAAUUAGACAUUAACUAAUAUCAAGUUAAUACUGUUGAUAUUUUUCACAUAUAUGAAGAACAUUAGUUCUUUCUAAUUUCUACCCUUUCAAGAAAAAAAGUUCUUUCUAACUUCCACAAUGUGAAUAUUAUUAAUCGUGUUUGAGGAUGAGUAAAUCAAACAACUUUAGCCUCCACACAAAACCUAGGCUAGAGAAAAAAAUAAUGGUAAUUAUGUAAGAAGGGCCGAAAUGAGUUUGGGCCUAAUGAAGCCCAAAAUCCGAGGGCGUCCUUGAAAUUUGCAGAGAUGUUGCGCUGAAACAGACAGAGAGUGAUAAUUUCUGAAAAGUAGAUAUGACCAAGAGAUUCGGUGCGGGACCCCCUAUCGUAUUGCCUACAACGCUUCUCUCUAACCAAUCAAAUCUCAUCUUUUACAACUCCGUGCGUCGCACCUGAUCCCUCCCCACCCCUACGUCACCAAUUUCUAUGCUCGAGCAUCAAGACUCCAUCAAAUACCAUUUUCCCCCCUCUCUCUCUUCUCUGUAAAAACCUAGAACAACAACACUGCUUAUCUCUCUCUCUCUUUCUCUCUCUCACAGUUCAAGUUCCAUGAAGAAGCUUUACCGGAAGAGCACGGUGCAUCCGACGCCUUCGGUUGUUUCGGAGCACCUCCUCUCGUUUUUGCCGGCGGCGAUAUUAAGUUUGACCGUGGCUCUAUCUCCGGCCGAUAGGGAAGUCCUGGCCUACCUCAUAUCCUGCUCAUCCUCCGGCAGCCAGCGCAAGAAGAUAGGCGGUGACGACCAUGCGGCGUGCUUCAACUGCAACUGCUUCCGCUGCUACAUGAGCUAUUGGGCCAAGUGGGAUUCGUCGCCGAACCGCCAGCUCAUACACGAGGUCAUAGAUGCUUUCGAAGACACCCUUCUCAAAGAGACCAAAAGAGACAAGAACAAAAAGGAAAGGCGGAAGGCUAAAACCGUCAAAGUCGGUGUGUUGAAUGAACCCAUAAAUUCCGAGCCCACUUUGACCGCCGUCGAUUUUGGUUUCGGCGAGUCAAACACGGCGGCGGAGAGUGCUCGGCGGGAGGAGGAUGUAAUUACGGAGGAGGAAUUCGACAAGGGCUCGGUGAGGAGGUUUGUGAGUUUUCUUGGGGAGAGGAUAUGGAGCGUUUGGGGUUGAAACUAAUUUCAACGGUUGGUUUUGGUUUCACUCUUUUGCUUUAUACAAUCCCACCAAAAAAAUUUCAUUUUGGUAGCAAUCAAUUCUGUUUUUGGCAUGUGGAGCACCUCAUCUGCAUUGUAAAUUAUAUCUAGUAAUUUUUAUCAUCAGCCUUACCUUAAUUUCUGCAAA
Molecule: messenger RNA, 2123 nt
Organism: Salvia miltiorrhiza (redroot sage)
Lineage: Eukaryota; Viridiplantae; Streptophyta; Magnoliopsida; Lamiales; Lamiaceae
Exons: 1
Coding region: 1386-1952 (188 amino acids)
Source: RefSeq, a predicted model, not a curated record